Cucurbitaria berberidis CBS 394.84 is the source of this 3527-nucleotide messenger RNA. RefSeq lists its product as uncharacterized. The coding region runs from base 136 to 3417 and encodes 1093 amino acids. The record is from RefSeq and is a predicted model, not a curated record. Gene Ontology annotation, molecular function: ADP binding; protein binding. Lineage: Eukaryota; Fungi; Ascomycota; Dothideomycetes; Pleosporales; Cucurbitariaceae. The transcript has 9 exons.
CUGAUAUCUUUCUACCUUGUUUACGACAACGUUUUGCCUUUUACUUAAACUUCUGUUUUGUAUAGUAUUAGGCCGUGGAAUUACGCCGGUGAUUGUAAUUUGUUGGGCGAUAUCACACCGUUGUUGCCUAUCGCGAUGCCACGUCCUAAAGGUGGGAGCACCCCGCCUUCCAAGCAUCUGCUGCGCCCACUCUUUCGCGACAAGAAAAUUGAAACCUUGUUUGUGACAACUGCAGGCGUAGGCACAAAACCGACGAGCGAUUGGACUGACGAGGCUGGCAAUCUAUGGUUGACCGGAAUUCAGACCCCUGGUAUUGGGCUAUUUUCUUACGAGCAUGGCAUCGGCAGUUCAGACACCGGAUUUUGGCAUAGCCUCCUUGAUCAUGGGCAACAUCUGUUGAUGUCCAUUAUAGUUUUGGUCGAGAGCCAGCAUCUUCAGCAUUGUCCCAUAAUUUUGAUUGGACAUAGUCUGGGAGGCUUCAUUGUUAAGGAGACACUUCGUCUGGCGUAUGAGCGUACAGAACAGCAGUAUAAUUCUUUCAAGAAGUCCCUAGCAGGUGUCAUUCUGAUGGGUACCCCUCAUUCUAUAUCCGAGGAAGAAGAAAAAUGGCAGAAAAUUGCUCUUCUACCUCAGGUGGCAAGUUUAGGUUUCAAAGCACAGUCUCUAGACAAAGACACAAUUAGGAACCUAGCUCAGAGCUCGCUAGCAUUUGAUCAGGGCGGAGUGGUAUGUCCGAUACUGACGGUAUGCGAAAAACGUGAGACCAAAUUGAAGCAGUUCUUUGGCUCCAAGAAAAUCAAGCUCGUGGAGAGGGACUUUGCACGUACUGGAAGCAGAGACGAAGAGAUCAUUGAGGUGGAUUCGAACCAUAGAAACCUCUGCAAGGUUUCACACGAUACGCGAGUGCAAACGUUCAUAGCAACUGCACUCGAAGACGCACGUCUACGUAUAGCAAAUAACUCGCCACUUUCCGGUGUCGAGAUAGACGAACUCGAUGAGCACGGAUACGAUCUCAUGGAUGUCAGCUCGAAUCCAACGACGUCACAUCCACCCCUCACUUCUUCAGCCACAGCCGGAUCUUCGGGACUUGGAUUUGAGCUCAUUCCAAUGAUGUCCAAUGUGAAACUCGAAUCAACUAGACUGCCUUGCUAUUCCAUCCCCGUCGCACAGAAUAAAGACUUUUAUGGGCGACAAGACAUCAUCGACAAGAUGGAUGCCUUCUUUCUCGCGCCAGGUAUACCGCACAGGAAAGACGGAGACGCCUCUAGGAGCUUUGCACUUUGCGGUCCAGGUGGAAUGGGCAAGACGCAGAUUGUAACAGAAUAUGUUCACCGAUGUAAGAAGGCGAAAAUAUUCGAUGCAAUAUUCUGGAUCUAUGCGGACAAACCUUCGAAGGUAUCAGAUGGCAUUGCACAAAUUGCUAUAAGCUUGGAUCUUGUGGCAGCCGAAUCAAACGAAGCUUUAGAUCCGGUCAUAACGACAAAUCUGACCAAGGAAUGGCUAUCUAACCCGGCUAGGUUCAUUGAUGCGACGGACGAGCAACAUCAGAUCCAGCCUACCUGGCUCUUGGUUCUGGAUAAUGUCGAUGAUGUUCAGGUCGUGGAAGGAUUCUGGCCUAUCGAAGGGCCUGGUUGUAUCCUUAUCACCAGUCGAGAUCCUUUGGCAAAAGAAUCUAGCGUUCUGGCUGAUACAGGCUACGAUGUCGAAUCUUUCAGCUCUGAAGAAUCCAGUCUUAUGCUUGAAAUGCUUACCAAGCGUGAAGGUAAUGGACGUGCCGUAGGAGAUAGGCUUGGGGGUCUUCCGCUCGCCAUCGCACAAAUGGCGAGUGUAAUCAUUCGGAAUCACAUGAGUUUUGAAGAAUUUGUCGACGCAUGGGACGAAAACAAGGAGCAUCCAGAAUACCUUGGGUAUGAUAAAAAGCCGGGCCAUUUGGACGGAUAUGGCAAGAACCUCUCAACAGCGUGGGCUAUCGAAAGCCUCCGGCAUGGUAAACCCCUACUAGAGAUUAUUGCCUUCUUUGACCCCGACGGCAUACAGGAGGUUAUUCUCAAACAGUAUUCGGCGAUCACACUGGACGAGUAUCCCACAGCACAUAGUGCUUACCUGAAAGCUCGGAAAGAACUCAUACAAACCUCACUUGUAGCCAAGGACCGUACGGAGAAAAGUCUGUGCGUCCAUAGAAUGGUUCAGGACGUUACCCGCUCUAAGAUGAGUAAAGAGAAUUACCACAAGGUUUUCACAGCUGCAGUUCGUCUCCUAGUCCAAGCCUGGCCAUUCGAAGAGUUUGGGUGGCGGCACGGUGUCGCGCGAUGGCGAAAGUGCGAGGAAAUGUUCCCCCAUGUCCUGAGCCUCAAAGGUUACGGGUCCCGUGUCAUCGAGGCAGUCGACAAUACCGAUACUAAGAUUGAGUACUGUAGGCUCAUGAAUGAUGCCGGAUGGUACUAUCACGAGACUGGGCACUUCGUCGAGUCCCAAGCUCUCAUUGGACACUCCCAAUCGGUUGCAGAAGCAACGAAAUUGACACUCUCGAAAGUAACUACACACAACGUUCAAACAAAAAAUGUGGAAAAGCAGUUGGCUACUCUUUUGGCUGAAACACAUCACAAUUUGGGUUGCAUUGGAACAGAAAGUAAUCAACCCGAAUUUACGCUCUCACACUUCAGCGCCUUCAACGAAAUGAUGGUCGCAGAAAUCGAUGACCAUAUGAAAAAGACCGACAAUCGACUCGCCAUUUCUUGGAACGAACUCGGAAAUGCGUUUAUGAUGAACAAGAUGUGGGUGGAAGGGGAACGCUGUUUCAAGGAAUGUCUCGAAGUAGCGCAGCAGAUGACGAGUUUCGCGCCCGCAGAAUUCUCAUUCCCCUAUGUCAACCUUGGCUUAGCGUAUUGGCUGACGGAGAGAUUUGUUGCGGCAAAUGACAUUUUAGAAGAGGGCUUGCGGUAUAGGGUUGCUGCAUUUGGUCACGAUGACCGCCAGUCCUUUAUAACCGGCCGCUUUUUGUAUGCGCUUGGUAAUGUUGCGGCCUCACAAGGUGGAUGGAAUGAAAGUCUUGCAUACCAUGAACGGGCGCUUCGUCAGUUUCUCUCAACCAUUGGUAAAAACCACCACCGCACGGGUGACAUUCGCGUCAAACUCACAGAGCAUUAUAUUCGACUAGGUAGCCUGAAGGAAGCUUGCGUGCACAUUGAUGAGGCGUUGAGAAUAUUCAGUGAACGAGUGAUCUUUCGGCCAGAAUUCGCACGGGCAAUGUUUUGGAAAAGCAAGUUGCUUGAGGCCAGCGGUGAUAGUGACGAAGCGCGCAAGCUGUGGGGCAAAAGUGUGCAGAUGUACCUUGAAAUCACUCACAGGGUAGUGCAAGGCAACAUCGAGCCUUCGGCGGCAGAUUUUGAUGGCGUGAUAGCCUUUUGGUCACGAUAAUCUGUCGCAGUAUGCUAUUCGGCGCCUACUGAAGGGACUGGCCAAUACCGCUGCCGUAUUCCAUGAUCUUAGUUUACUGUGGAGCCACAUGCGCGUUAACAUCCUUGGCG